Sphaeramia orbicularis (orbiculate cardinalfish) is the source of this 2370-nucleotide messenger RNA. It is a transcript of the gene mllt3, whose product is annotated as MLLT3 super elongation complex subunit. Lineage: Eukaryota; Metazoa; Chordata; Actinopteri; Kurtiformes; Apogonidae. The record is from RefSeq and is a predicted model, not a curated record. Gene Ontology annotation, molecular function: chromatin binding. Gene Ontology annotation, cellular component: transcription elongation factor complex. The coding region runs from base 121 to 1905 and encodes 594 amino acids. The transcript has 14 exons. Gene Ontology annotation, biological process: positive regulation of DNA-templated transcription.
UCUUGAGUCUGACUUCAGUCCAGAAGAGACCAUGUCCGCCGUCAUAGGCAAACUGUACUCACCUCUACUCUCGUUCACAACUAAUUCUCCAUGAAAUAACAGUAACGCGGGGCCUCAAGGAUGGCCGGUUCGGGUGCUGUUCAGGUGAAACUAGAACUUGGUCAUCGUGCCCAGGUCAGAAAGAAACCCACAGUGGAAGGCUUCACCCACGACUGGAUGGUGUUUGUCCGUGGACCAGAGCACAGCAACAUUCAGCACUUUGUGGAGAAAGUUGUUUUUCACCUACACGAAAGCUUCCCUAAACCAAAAAGAGUGUGCAAGGAUCCACCCUACAAAGUGGAGGAGUCUGGAUACGCGGGCUUCAUUCUCCCUAUUGAAGUUUACUUCAAAAACAAGGAAGAACCCAAGAAAGUUCGCUUCGAUUACGACCUGUUCCUCCACCUGGAGGGCCACCCGCCUGUCAAUCAUCUGCGCUGCGAGAAGCUCACCUUCAACAACCCAACGGAGGAGUUUCGUAGGAAGCUACUGAAAGCCGGAGGGCAGCGGGAUCCUCACAAACGAAGCUCAGAAGACUCAAAAGUGAUGGUAAUGCAGGAGGGCUCGACCUCCCUGUUCGGACAGCACCUGAAGCUGCCUACGCUUCCCAACAGCUCACUGACAUCCACCUUCUCCGACCCAAAGAAGAGCAAAAGCUUCCAUGGGUCAAAGGAUGGCUCCAAGGGAAGUUCUACCCUCCUCACCACCGCCACCACCACCACCAGCACUAACAGCAGCAGUUUCUCCAAACUCCACAAACCAUCCAAGGACCACAAAGACAAGCCUCCAAAAGACUUGAAAGAGCCCAAAAGUGCCUUCAGAGACUCUGGCUGGGAACCCAGCAAAGCCCCCAAAGAACCUUCCAGGAAACCCAAAGAGAACCAGCCACUUAGAGAUAUCAACCCUAAGAUGGGCUUCAAGGAACCCAAGUCUUUAUCCAAGGAGCAUCGGACUGAGGGGAUGACCCACGGGACAGGGCUGAACAAGCGUCUGUCUACCCUUGAUGGUGACGAUCACGUGACCAAAAAACGUAAAAAGGGAUUUGUGGAUUCAUCUGGGAAGCAGACGUCAGACAGUCAACAUUCAGAUAAGAAACUAUUAAAGGAGAGAUCACAGAUGCGAACGAGUAAAUUACGUCCAGACGGUGACGAAGCUGAGCGCAGGAAGGUGCCGACACUUCCUCCAUUCCAGGAAAUAGUGGACCCCAAUGACUCGGAUAUGGAGGACCAGUCUAACAAAUCAGAUUCAGAACAGCCCAGUCCUGCCAGUUCCAGCUCCAGCUCAGGCUUCGCUCCCACACACCACAAACGCCAAGUGGUGGACUUCAUCAUCAGGAAAAGGGUGGCUAUUCCGGCCCCCACCCACACAGUGCUCGGCCCACUGCAGUCGGUCAUGCAGGAUCUGCACUCGGAUGACAACGACGACGACUCAGAGGACGACGACGAUAAUGAUGUGGACUCUGACAUGGAGCGUCCAGCACACACUCACCUCACACAUCAUCAACGCAGGGUCAGUUUGAGUGAUGGCAGUGAGAGUGACAGCUCCUCCCCCUCUCGCAAUGAGGCCCCACCCUUACUAAAGACUACUAAUAACCAGAUACUGGAAGUGAAGAGUCCCAACAAGCAGAGCAAGCAGGACAAGAACAAAAACAGUGAUUGUGACAAGGCUUACCUGGACGAGCUGGUAGAGCUGCACAAACGACUGAUGACACUAAGAGAAGGUCACAUACUGCAACAGAUUGUGAACCUCAUCGAGGAGACUGGACACUUCCACAUCACAAACACUACUUUUGACUUCGACCUUUGCUCCUUGGACAGAAGUACAGUCAGGAAACUGCAGAGUUACCUGGAAACCUCGGGUCUGUCCUGAGGCUGUGAGCAGCUGGCUGCUGGAUCUGUCUACACACACACAACACACACUUUUUUGUUAUUCCUGAAUAAACUGAAACUUUGGAUGCAAUGCAAAAGCCCGACUGGGGCUGGGUCCAGUUGCUGUGUGUCCGGCCUGCUGGUUGGACUGGGCUCUCUGAAUGAAGCGGUCGUCCCACUACAGAAACCAGAGCCAGGUGUUGUGGGGAUGAGCCCUGUCGAUCGGGAGAUCACCUGGAAAGCCUUGAAAACUUUACUUGAUUUAAGAAAAAAAGAAAAAAAAAAAGGUGGGGAGCGCUGACCUUGUUGCUCUUAAUGAAUGUGCAUAUUGUUACCAUGUAUGUUUUUGAUUUGUUGUUCAUUGUGACAAAUGCAUGGUCAACAUUGCUUUACAACAUUGUAGGUCUUAUUUAUUGAAUUUAAUUUGCAGGUGUGUGUGUGUAUUUGAACUGGCAAAAAAGAAAAA